Xyrauchen texanus (razorback sucker) is the source of this 5472-nucleotide messenger RNA. RefSeq names its product DNA topoisomerase II binding protein 1 (gene topbp1). Gene Ontology annotation, biological process: mitotic G2 DNA damage checkpoint signaling; DNA replication initiation; mitotic DNA replication checkpoint signaling. The transcript is spliced from 28 exons. The record is from RefSeq and is a predicted model, not a curated record. The coding region runs from base 221 to 4792 and encodes 1523 amino acids. NCBI's taxonomy places the organism in Eukaryota, Metazoa, Chordata, Actinopteri, Cypriniformes, Catostomidae.
UGCAGUUUCACACAUACAAAUUUUCUGAGUAAAACACUGUUUUUAGUCACAGAAGUAAAUUAAUCACCUCAGUGUUUUAUAUAAGAGUGAGUUCGCGGUAUGUUCUUACAGAGAUGAUAAAACGAAGUUAAGUCGUUCAGAAAUUAGAUUUUAAUCCUCCAGCGGCUCGCGAUCAGUUGACAUAACACUGUCGCGCGCAUAAUUUAGAUCAACCGCCAGCAUGUCAAAAGACAAGGAUGCAUACAUUGUGAAAUUUGUUGAACACAAUGGAGAGAAAAGUGAUCUGGCUCUUCAGGCAUAUAAGGCAAUAGUGGAACUUCAGUCAGAGAAAUAUGUGCAGACGGUGGAUGAGGAGACCGCACUCGAGCUGGAAAACAAUGACAAAUCCUUGUUUGUUUUCAGUGAUUUCACCAGCAAUGCCUUUGAGCACUGCAGGAGGCUGGGAUGUAGGAUAGUAAGUCCACUGGUAGUGCUGUUCUGCCUGCAGAAACAGAGGUGUGUUCCCAAAGCAGAGCAGCCUGUGUACAACAUGGCCAUGGCCGAUGUCACUGUCUCCUGCACCAACCUUGAUAAGGAGGCACGGAGUGAAGUGAUGGAUCUUGUCCAGUUGAUGGGUGGGCGGGUCUACCGUGAUCUCAACGUUUCUGUUACUCACCUGGUGGCAGGUGAAGUAGGAAGCAAGAAAUACCUUGUGGCCGCGAGCCUCAAGAAGCCCAUCCUACUGCCAAGCUGGGUGAAAGCAUGCUGGGAAAAAUCUCAGGAUAGUAUGUUUCAUCACUCUGAGCUAAAUACAGAGGCAUAUAUGUGUCCAGUCCUGAAGGGCUGUACGGUGUGUGUGACGGGCCUCUCUACUGUGGAACGUAAAGAGGUGCAGAGGUUGUGUGAUCAGCAUGGAGGCGACUACACUGGGCAGCUCAAGAUGAAUGAAUGCACACACCUGAUUGUCAAUGAACCCACAGGUCAGAAAUACGAGUUUGCCCGGAAAUGGAACGUGUACUGCGUGUCCCUGCACUGGCUCUUUGACAGCAUAGAGAAAGGCUUCUGUCAGGAUGAGAGCAGGUAUGCUGUGGAGCACGGGCAGAAGAGGAGAACCGAGGAGAAGACGGGCAGACCCAACACCUCCACACCUACAGGAACUAGCAAAAACAAAGAGGAAGGCCCCUCUCUACUGGGACUGAGUCAUAUCUCCAAUAUCAGCAUGAAUGUCAAUGAAACGGCCCUCACUACAGCAGGAAUCAGUCACAUAGAGACUCGUGAUCCAAUUGACUCAUUCGACAUAACUGUCUGUCAAAUUGAUGACCUGUUGGAUGGCUGUAAGUUGUACCUGUGUGGCCUGUCAGGGAAGAAACUGGAGAAACUGCGGCGGAUGGUGAACUCUGCUGGAGGCUUGCGCUUCAACCAGCCUAGUCAAGAGCUCACACACAUAGUGAUGGGGGAACCAGACCAGGGGGUCAAAGCCUUCCUUGACAAAGCUACUCACAGACCCCACAUAGUGACAGUGCAGUGGCUGCUCGACAGUUUCUCCAGUGGUUCUUUGCUCCCAGUCGAUGGCUACUUUCACCCUUCCUUCCUGCCCCCUGCCCCAGCUGCUGUUGAUAUGCCUGCCCCUCGCAGUUCUGCCCCACGCACCUCCAGACCCUCUGCAGCUCCUCUUCCUGCCCCCAGUCCAGCCCGACAGGCCAGAGCAGAGGAAGACCUGCUCUCACAGUACAUUGAGAAUGACCAAACUGUGGUGGAGUUGCCUCAGGCGGCUAACUGCACCAGCAGUAUGCAGAGCAUUCUGCUUCCGGAGCCUCCAGCUGUAGAGCAGGACUCUACCAUUGUUGAUGCCUCAGAAGGAGGCCUGUUUUCUGGGAAACGCUUUCUUUUGGUUGGGUUUGGAGCUGAGGCAGAGGCCCAGCUCUCAGAACUAGUCUUGGAAAACUCUGGAAAGAUUUUGGUUGGCCGUUCCAGAGCCGUGGCACAUUACGCCAUUGUGCCACUGCUGGGCUGUGACGUUGAUGCCACAGUCGAUGAGGUCGCAACAGAUACCUGGCUGGCCAUGUGUGUAGAGCAACAGUGCGUGUUGUUGCUAGCAUCUCACCCUCUGUUCACUCCAGUGGCAGUGAGAGAGGGCUUCUCUCCUCUCAAAGACUGUGUUCUGUCUGUUAGUCAGUUCACUGGAGCAGAGAGAGAGUCUCUAAUUCAGCUAGCCAAACACCUGGGAGCCAGUGUUCAGGAUUAUUUUGUACGGACUGCUAACCAGAGGAAGGGAAUGCUGGCCAGCACUCACCUGGUGCUCCAGACACCUGAGGGUACCAAGUACCAAGCGGCUCAGAAAUGGGGUCUGCCUGCAGUCACGAUCCGCUGGGUUUUAGAGUCUGCUAGAACAGGGAAGCGAGUUGAUGAGGGACGAUUUUUGGUUGACCUACCACCUUCUCCAGAAAGAGAUGAAGACAGUUUUGUUGGGGCAUCUCAGAAAGCCCCUGCAACUCUGCGCCUCCUGCAGCGCUCCCCAGAGCUCCCUCUUCUGGGCCCACAGAACAGCACUGCCAUCACACCACUAGACACAGCUCGCUUUCAGAGCCGUACUGUCCGCUCUGCUGUCAGGAAGAUGAAGCAGGGAGAGGAGGAGCAAGCGGAUGUGGCAACCCCAGGACAGGAGGAGGCCAGAGGAGCCCUGCAGAGAGAGUCCUCCCUCCAGCUGGACACACCCUCGCGAUUCCUGAGCAGAGACCGGCUCUUUGGACCCUCGUUUAACACGAAGGAAGUGUUUGACCAUUUAACGACUCCUGGUAAUAAGCCACAGAAGGGUGAGGGGGCAGAGACUCCUCUGUCAGAGGUUAUUGAGAGGAACCUGACAGCUGCUGUUGCUAACAGCAACCGCAAUCACGUCACAAGUCUUGUAGCCAUGACCGCCAGUCCUCAACUUGGAAAAGUGCCUGAACCUGAGGUAGAGUCAAAGACCACAGGUCCUCUCAGUGGGGUAAUGUUGUGUGUGAGUAAGAAGUUGAGUAAGAAACAGAGUGAACUCAAUGCAGUAGCUGCCUCUCUGGGUGCAGAGUUCAGGUGGUCAUGUGAUGACUCGGUCACUCAUUACAUCUACCAGGGUAAAGUGGGUGACAACAGCAAAGAAUACAAAGCUGUCAAAGAAAGAGGACUGCACAUUGUGUCUCCACACUGGCUCCAGGCUUGUGCAGAUGAGCAGAAGCAUGUGUCCGAGUCACUUUACCCUUUCACCUUUAACCCCAAAAUGAGCCUGACUAUGAGUCAGGUUACAAAUUGCACCCAGAGGUCCCCUCCUUCCACUCCCCGCACCAGACUCAGGACAUUUACAGAGGAUGAGGAGACAAGGCUUGGACCUGUAGAUGACAUCACAGACCUCUCGACACCUAAGCAAGUCAGUGUGGGAGAACCUGAAAAAGAGCAGCAGCCCAUCAGCACUGAGAGGAGAGAUCUCACAGAAACGUUGGAGAUGAGGGAGAAUCUUCAGAGACAGCUUCAGGAGAUCAUGUCUGCUACUAAACUUGCCAGUGGUCGUCGAGGCUCCAUGCGCUUGGCCAGAGCAGGCUCAGGGGGUCUAGACUCACCCAACACCCCAGACAGCCUGGGGCGAAUGGGCAGACGCAGCCGGAAUUUAGAGGCCCUACGGAUGUCACGUCAAGUGGCAGUGGAUCUGAACACUGAGCCAUCUCAGAGUGAGCAGAUUGUAUGGGACGACCCCACAGCACGAGAAGAGCGAGCCCGAUUGGCUGAUAACCUGCAGUGGCCCGGCAGCCCGUCUCAGCACUCUGAGCCCCUCGCCCUCGUCCCACCACCCCGCUCUGACCAGAUAGCCAAUGGCAGAGACUCCAUGACCGACUCUGAACUGGUGGAAAUGGCUGCAUUUGAAGUCAUAGGCGCACAAAGACCAAAGGUGACCCCACCUCGAGUGGACACGCUACAAAAUCCUACAACACCUGAUGCCCCCAGUAUCGCUUUCCCUAUCUCUAAGCCUGCAGCCCCUCCCCAGCCACAGAUUGAAGAAGAGGAGAGUGAAGAGGCAGUAAAAAAGGAGCCUCCACGAUUCCUGCUGUCUUCUUUAAAUCCUCAGGAACGCAUUGACUACAGCCAUCUUAUAGAGGAGUUGGGUGGCGUUGUGCUGGAGAAACAGAGUUUUGAUCCCAGUUGCACUCACGUGAUUGUUGGUUAUCCUCUGAGAAAUGAGAAAUAUCUGGCUGCUAUGGCAGCAGGCAAAUGGAUCCUUCACCGCUCGUACCUGGAGGCCUGCCGCGCUGAGGGCCACUUCAUACCGGAAGAGCAGUAUGAAUGGGGAAGCAGCUCUAUACUGGAUGCUCUGCCGUCCAUCAACUCUCAGCAGAAGAGGUUGGCACUGGCAGCCUUGCGAUGGAGAAAAACACUACAAGGCUGCACAAACAAGGAGGGAGCAUUUGGUGGCUGGACUGUGAUGCUGAAUAUUGAUCAGGCCAGAGAGGCUGGAUUCAGACGAUUGCUACAGUCUGGAGGAGCGACGGUGUUGCCAGACCCUUCUCCAUCUAUGUAUAAGGGCACCACUCAUCUGUUUGUAGACUUCAGCCGAUUAAAGCCAGGCGAUGUCAGAAUCGACAUCAGUGAAGCUGCCGUUCAGGGGGUCAAAUGUCUUAAACCGGAGUACAUCGCUGAUUACCUCAUGCAAGAGCCGUCGCCUUCAAUGGAGGCGUAUUAUCUUGCAGGAGCAGCUCCAGGAGAUUUAGAGAAGAUUCAAGAUGCAUCUUCACGAAAACGUAAAGCCUCUGGGGAAACAUCCACGUUGAAGAGGAGUCGUGUUCGAUGAAACGGUGACAUUUCAAGCUGUAAUGUAAUUGCCUGCAUAUUGAAGUGCAUUUCAUUUAGUUAUUACUUUGUAGAUAAGAAUUUGUCUGUCAAUAAAAAUGAUAUUUAGAAUGUAAAGCACUUGUACAAAAAGAAACAUUUAAGGCAUCCUCAAAAAAAGACUUAUUUUAGAUUUAAAACAAAUAAAUGUUUGUGGCGCAGAAAUGAGAUUUAAUGAAACAAAUGAACUGCUAUGAAACUGCAAAUUGUAAAAUUCAGUCCAUUGUGCUGUAUUACGACAUUUUGCCCUGAGGAGGGAGCAUUCUCUACAUAAUUAAAUGGGUGCACAGACCCAGGGUCAAUUUUGGUCAUUCACUAAAUGCUCUAUAGAAACGAAUUCAUAAAUAAAAAUAGGUUGGUUUCAAACACAUUACUCAUGCGCUGGUACUAUGAAAGUUUUUGAAUGGAAAAGUAUGUAGCUUUCUCAGACAUGGAUUGAAAUGUUUAUAAAACAUGCAGAAGAUGCAUUUAGGAAAAAAUUUGAAUAGUCUUCUGAAAAUGUGAUGACGCUUUGAGAAAUCCCCUACCAUUUCUUGAAGCAGAGACCUCAAAUAACUGUGAUUCCUUAUAAUAUAUAGGCAGGCUUCACUUUUGUCUCACUGUGUUGUAUAUUCUAAUGAUUCCCACUCUUUAUAUUAAAGG